AUGGAAUUCGAUAUGAAAGAUUUGCAUACAAUUCUUAUGGAUUUAUUUGAUGAAAAUUCAAUACAAGCUGAUAAGAGUAGUGAUAAUAAUGUAUGUAAAACUGAACCUAUGACAACAUCUGGUUUUACUCAACAAGAAAAAUCAUCGACGGCAAAGACAACACCAACGACAUAUAUAGCUGAUUUUAAAUGUCAACAAUAUUGUCUUGUUAUAGCCAAUAAUCCCAGAUGGUCUGAAAUUUUACACAGAAAAUCAGCAAAUAUUCCGACACAAAUGGACCAACAAUAA
This is a messenger RNA of Rotaria sordida, 288 nucleotides long. The record is from the annotation of a GenBank genome assembly. NCBI's taxonomy places the organism in Eukaryota, Metazoa, Rotifera, Eurotatoria, Philodinida, Philodinidae.